AAUUAACAGUUAAAUUAUAUGAUUAGAUUUGGAAAGUCACCACAGCUUAUUUAAAAGAACCCAAAAAAACCAGAUAAUCUAGAAAUUCUAACUCUAUUAGACAACUGCACAUGUAAUGCAUAUAUUAAAAAUUAGUAAUUUUCAAGGAUGACAGGAUAGCAUUGAGAAACAUGGUAAAAGAUAAUAAUCAAGAUGUCAUAGCAAUACUGAAUCAUUAUAAAAAGGGCAAUAAUUUUAAAGACUUAUCUACCGACUUACGAAAAUAUCUUAGAAGGAAGGGAGACAAAGAAAACGAUAAAGUUCCUACUUGUUAAUCUCCUACAUCCAACAGAAUAUAAAAAGUCUAACAAUUACAAAUCUAGCCUUAAAAAAAUAGUUAAAAGAAAUCCUGCCCUGAUUUAUGGAAGCCAGCUGAAUAGCAAUCUCCUAAGGCAAUAAACUUAUGCAAAAAUAAUUAGUUUGUCAAUGACGUUCAAUAUUCAGAAAUUGUACUUUCAGAUAGAAAUCAGAAUGAGUCCAAAGAUAUCGAAUAAAUUUAAUUUUAAACUAACGUCUCUUAAUAAUACGCAUUUCAUCAGCCCCCUACCAAUUAACUAGAUCAUUCAUCAACAAUUCAAUAGAGCAGUUAAUUAUAAAAUAGUUAACAGCAUUAAUUAUAAGAUUAAGACUUAGAUAUCGAUGAAGAAGAUGACAUCCAAUCCGAAUCCUCUAAUGAAAGCAUUUUAAAUUAGAUUUCUUAACCACCUCCUUAAACCUAAGAUAUCACUCCAAAAAAUGAAAUCAAGCCAUCUUAGCUAUUUCAAAGUGGGCAUUCAACAUAUCUACAAAUAAACACUUGUUAAUCAUAUCUUUAACCAAUAUUGACAAUUUAAGAAAAAUCACCAGUCCAACUUAAAUCACCUGAAACCGAAAAUAAAAUUGUCGUCAAGGACUCUCAAAAAUACUAUAGCUUUUAUAAUUAUCAAGAUUACCAAAAGGUAGCCCAGCCCUAAUAUAAGCACUUGUUUACUCAUUGGCCUUCGCUAUUACAUAAAUUAGAUAGACCUGAAUAUGUUCCUAAUUACAGAGUUGUUCCUUAUAUUAAUUCAACACCUGAACAAAUAUUUUCGAUUCUCUUUCCAAACUCUAGCAAAGCCAAAAUCAGUUACUUUGCAUUUGAGAACCAAUUAAAACAUAAUCUAUUAUAAAUUGACCGAGACUCACUCUUCAAAGAAUUAGAUAAAGACUAAGAUGAUUGGAUAAAUUAUAGAGAAACUGGAGUUAUUCUAGAAGGCUUAUGUUUGUAAGUAGAAUAACCUAAGAAUUGUGUAAAAGUCAUUUUUGAAACUUUGAAAGGUUCCCCAACCAUCCCUAACACUUUGACUCUUUCAGAUCUUGAACUAUUUGAAAAAAAAACAGAUUUUUAAUUUGCUAGAUAGUAUAUUUCAUAUUUUUAUGACCUAGAUUAAUGUAGGAAGUAGAUGGAAUUUAAUAAGGGCAUCUAACUUAUUGGGAUUUAUAUAUGCAUCGUGACAUUUACCUAAUGGAGAGAUUAUGUUAAAUAGUUUCAUAAAUUACAGGUGCUACUCAUAAACACUAAUGACUUUG
Messenger RNA from Paramecium octaurelia, 1587 nucleotides. The record is from the annotation of a GenBank genome assembly. NCBI's taxonomy places the organism in Eukaryota, Ciliophora, Oligohymenophorea, Peniculida, Parameciidae.